Molecule: messenger RNA, 494 nt
Organism: Andrographis paniculata
Lineage: Eukaryota; Viridiplantae; Streptophyta; Magnoliopsida; Lamiales; Acanthaceae
Exons: 3
Coding region: 143-349 (68 amino acids)
Biological process (GO): endoplasmic reticulum unfolded protein response
Cellular component (GO): endoplasmic reticulum
Source: RefSeq, a predicted model, not a curated record
UUCGUAAUUUGGGGAUUAUAAUAAUAAUAAUAAUCGGCGAGAGUAAACAAAGGGAUCUCUGUCCAGCUGUCUCGCCGGAGACCCAAAUCGACCUUGAAUCUUCGGCGAUCCUGGUCAUCAAUUAUCCGAUCUCAUCCUAGCAAUGACAACUUCAAGGAGACUUGCUGACAGAAAGAUAGAGAAGUUUCAGAAGAAUAUUACCAAGCGUGGCGCUGUUCCUGAAACUAGCACCAAGAAGGGAAGUAACCUUCCAGUUGGCCCAGUCCUAAUUGGGUUUUUCAUUUUUGUCGUCAUCGGAUCAUCGCUGUUCCAGAUAAUAAGGACGGCAACAAGCGGAGGGAUGGCUUAAUAAAAACUAUGGUUUGUCCUAUAUCUUAUGUGCUACCUCUCUUUGUUCAUUUCAAAAAACACCCAAGAUGUGUAGUUGUAGACAUGAUGCAGAACAAUAAUUAUCUAAAUAAAAAAGGCUUCAUGCCUUGAUCUUCUACCAGCUA